GAGAAACAUCACUCAACAUAAGAAUCGGUAAAAACAUCAUGGCUAGCAGGCGCGACUUCCUCAGCCAGCCGGCACCCGAAAAUUAUGUAGCCGGCCUCGGCCGUGGUGCUACAGGCUUCACGACCCGAUCAGAUCUCGGUCCUGCCCGCGAAGGACCCAGCGAGGAUCAAAUCAAGGCUGCUGUCGCAAAGCGGUCCGCUCAGCUCGGCCUGACCGAGGCGAAAGAUGACGACAAAGACGAUGAAGAGCGGUACCAGGACCCCGACAACGAGGUUGGGCUAUUCGCUGGCGGCAUCUACGAAAAGGACGACGAAGAGGCUGAUCGCAUAUGGAAAGAAGUCGACGACAAGAUGGCGAAACGCCGCCAGAAACAAAGGGACAUACGAGAGAACGCCGAACGCGACGAAUACGAGCGCCAGAACCCAAAGAUACAACAGCAGUUUGCCGGGCUUAAGAGGGCGCUGGAAACGGUGACGGACGAAGAAUGGGCGAGCCUCCCAGACCCGAAAGACCUCACCGGCCGCACCAAGCGUGCCCGGCAAGAGCGAAUGCAGCGCUUUUACGCUGUGCCCGACAGCGUCCUUGCUGCAUCAAGAGACCAGGGACAGUUCGGGACCACAGUUGCCGAUGACGGCGGGGCGCCCUCCGAGGGGAACAAGGACGGCACCGUGACCGACUUUGCGAAGAUUGGCGCCGCCCGCGACAAGGUGCUCAGGGCCCGCUUGGAGCAGCAGUCACAAAGCAGCGGCAUCGCGACGGCCGGAGGCGCGACGAGCAUUGAUCCGAAAGGCUAUCUGACCUCUUUGUCGAACAUCCAGGGCGCCGAGCAGAGCAUUGGAGACAUCGAGCAGUUCCGGAAGAUGUUGAAGUCAGCCGUCGACUCGAACCCGAAACAGGCCGCCAGCUGGAUUGCCGCCGCCCGUUUAGAAAUUGCGGCCGGGAAACCCGGCGCUGCCCGUGGUCUGAUUGCCAAAGGGUGUCAACACUGCCCCAAGAGCGAGGAUAUUUGGCUGGAAAACAUCCACCUCAACGACAACCGUAGCGCCAAGGUUAUUGCUGCGCAAGCGAUCCAGGCGAACCCCCACUCGGUAAAGCUGUGGGUGGAGGCGAUGAAGCUCGAGAAUGAUCCGAGGUCAAGGAAGAAGGUCAUCCGGCGAGCGCUGGAUCACAACCAAGAAUCUGAGGCAUUGUGGAAAGAGGCAGUCAAUCUGGAAGAGGACCACGCAGAUGCGCGGAUGUUGUUAGCCAAGGCCACAGAACUUAUACCCGAGUCCCUCGACCUAUGGCUGGCGUUGGCGCGCCUCGAGACACCGGAGAAUGCUCGCAAGGUUCUCAAUAAGGCGGUCAAGAAGCUCCCUAGUUCGCACGAACUGUGGAUAGCCGCCGCGCGUUUGGAGGAGCAGAUGGGAGAGGGUGCCAGGAGGCCCGUGAUGAAGAACGCCGUCAAGUUCCUCGCCAAGCAAAACGCCAUGCCGAAGCGCGAGGAAUGGAUCGCCGAAGCGGAGAAGUGCGAGGAGGAAGGCGCCGUGGUGACAUGCAGCAACAUCGUCGAGGAAACGCUCGGGUGGGGUCUAGACGAGGAUGACGACCGCAAAGAAAUAUGGAUGGAGGAUGCCAAGGCCAGCAUCAGCCGGGACAAGUUUGCGACAGCGCGCGCAAUCUAUGCCUAUGCGUUACGGGUGUUCCCCAACAGCAGGAGUCUAUAUCUGGCUGCUGUGGAACUCGAGCGGAACUACGGCACCAAGGACGAUCUGUGGCGGGCCCUUGAGAAGGCCGUGGAGGCUUGUCCUCACGUCGAGGUCUUCUGGCUCAUGCUGGCCAAGGAGAAGGCCGGGGAGCUCAACGAGGCGCGCCGGGUGUUGGCGCGGGCGUUCAAGCAGAACCCGGAUAACGAGGACAUCUGGCUGGCCGCAGUCAAGCUGGAAGCCGACAACGGCUUCAUCGACCAGGCGCGGGAUCUCCUCAAGACGGCUCGACAAAACGCGCCUACCGACCGAGUCUGGAUGCGUAGCGUGGCCUUCGAGAGGCAGCUGGGCGCCAACGAAGCGGCGCUGGAUCUAGUGCAAGACGCGCUCCUGCUCUUCCCCGCGGCGCCAAAACUAUGGAUGAUGAAAGGUCAGAUCUACGACGACCUCGGCAUGCUCCCGCAAGCGAGGGAAGCGUACAGCACUGGCGUGCGCGCGGUGCCGUCCUCGGUCCCGCUGUGGCUCCUCUACUCCCGCCUCGAAGAGCGCGCCGGCAACGUCGUCAAGGCGCGCAGCGUCCUCGACCGCGCGCGGCAGGCCGUGCCCAAGUCCCCCGAGCUCUGGACCGAGCUGAUCCGGGUGGAGCGGCGGGCGGGCAACGCCAACCAAGCCAAGAGCCUCAUGGCGAGCGCGCUGCAGCAGAUGCCCAAGAGCGGGCUGCUGUGGGCCGAGCGCAUCCUGCACCUCGAGCCGCGCACGCAGCGCAAGACGCUCAUCACCGAGGCCAUCAAGAAGGUCGAGGACGACCCGGUCCUGCAGGUAACGGCGGCGCGCAUCUUGUGGGCGGAGCGCAAGCUCGACCGGGCGCAGAACUGGUUCGAGCGCGCGCUGCUGCUCGACCGCCACGUCGGCGACACCUGGGCGUGGUACUACAAAUUCCUACUGCAACACGGCACCGAGGAGAAGAGGACCGAUCUGGUGGCCAAGUGCGUGUUGAACGACCCGCGCCACGGCGAGCAUUGGCAGGCGGUGGCGAAGGAUCCUAAGAAUGCGGGCAAGGGGACCGAGGAGGUUCUGAAGCUUGUUGCCGCGUCAUUGAGUUAGGUGGAAGGUUAGGAUGUUGUCGACUCAUGCAAGGUGGUCUCUGCCUGUCUUUGCACGGUUUGUUCGUUGAGUUGUUUUGAUAUCCCCAGAGGCCAGUCUGCAAACUGUUACAUCUCAAAUGCGGCAGUCUUGAUAGUACAUUA
This is a messenger RNA of Chaetomium fimeti, 2932 nucleotides long. RefSeq names its product PRP1 splicing factor, N-terminal-domain-containing protein. Gene Ontology annotation, biological process: spliceosomal tri-snRNP complex assembly; mRNA splicing, via spliceosome. Gene Ontology annotation, molecular function: protein binding. The transcript is spliced from 2 exons. Gene Ontology annotation, cellular component: catalytic step 2 spliceosome; U4/U6 x U5 tri-snRNP complex. Lineage: Eukaryota; Fungi; Ascomycota; Sordariomycetes; Sordariales; Chaetomiaceae. The record is from RefSeq and is a predicted model, not a curated record. Bases 39 to 2789 code for a protein of 916 amino acids.